Molecule: messenger RNA, 1296 nt
Organism: Populus trichocarpa (black cottonwood)
Lineage: Eukaryota; Viridiplantae; Streptophyta; Magnoliopsida; Malpighiales; Salicaceae
Product: GDSL esterase/lipase At5g03980-like
Exons: 5
Coding region: 23-1144 (373 amino acids)
Molecular function (GO): hydrolase activity, acting on ester bonds
Source: RefSeq, a predicted model, not a curated record
UAGUAAAUCUCUUGAGUUAAUUAUGGCUACCAGCAACGUUGUUUGUGCUUUAGUUCUUUCCUCUCUGUUCCAUUUUCUUCUUGUUCCUGUAUCAAGUACUCGUGGAGUCAAUGUUCUUAAAAAAUGUGGGUUUAAAGCAAUUUAUCAGCUUGGGGAUUCUAUAGCUGACACUGGCAAUUUGAUUCGCGAAAAUCCUCUUUCUCCAUAUGCUUCAUUUCCUUAUGGUUUGAAACUCUCGAAGCCAACAGGCAGAUGCUCCAAUGGGUUGUUGAUGAUUGAUUACAUUGCACGCUCGGCUAAACUUCCCUGUCCUGGUGCCUACUUGAAUUCGGCAAGAAAAUUUUCCGGUGGCCGCGGUGGAGUGAAUUUUGCAGUUGCUGGUUCAACUGCCUUGCCUGCAGAAGUUUUAUCGUCGAAGAAUAUAAUGAACAUUGUGACAAAUGAAUCUCUUAGCACGCAACUUGAGUGGAUGUUCUCCUAUUUUAACACAACAUGUUCCAAAGAUUGUGCUAAAGAAAUUAAAUCAUCUCUCUUCAUGGUUGGGGAGAUUGGAGGCAAUGACUAUAACUAUGCUUUCAUGUUUAACAAGACCACUGAAGAAAUAAGUGCCUUGGUUCCCGAAGUUGUCAGAGCUAUAAAGGAUGCUGUUGCGAAAGCCAUUGGUCGCGGUGCUAGACGAGUGGUUGUCCCCGGAAACUUCCCGAUAGGUUGCUUCCCGGUUUAUCUUAGCCAAUUCCAGCCCAAUGAUGCUGCUGCUUAUGAUGAGUUCCACUGCCUCAAGGGGUUAAACUCUUUGGCAAGUUAUCACAAUGAGCUUCUCAAGCAAACCGUUGAGGGAUUGAAAACAAAUUACCCUGAUGUGAUCAUAGUUUACGGGGACUAUUACAAAGCAUUCAUGUCGAUCUAUCAGAACGCUCAGUCUCUUGGUUUUGAUACGAAGUCGAUGCAAAAAGCUUGCUGCGGGACUGGUGGUGAUCAUAAUUUUAGCCUGAUGAGAAUGUGUGGAGCUCCUGACGUUCCGGUUUGUCCAAAGCCUGAUCAAUACAUCAGCUGGGAUGGAGUUCAUUUGACACAAAAGGCUUAUCAACACAUGGCAGAAUGGCUUAUCAACGAUAUCUUUCCAAAGCUUCAAUGCAGUGCUUGAUGUGAAAGUUCUGUUCUCACCAAGACAUGGACUUGAUAGCAUGAAGCUCUUAAUUUUGUCUACAAUUAAGCUUGUAAAAAUAUUGUUGUCUUUGAAUUCAAAAGGGACCUCACAAGGUUGUUUGUAACUCUAAUUAUUCAUUUUUCAAAUCA